Messenger RNA from Cladocopium goreaui, 813 nucleotides. Lineage: Eukaryota; Dinophyceae; Suessiales; Symbiodiniaceae. The record is from the annotation of a GenBank genome assembly.
AUGGAGUUUCAAGGGCGCUUGCGGCAUCGACGUCGGUGGGGCGUAUGGCUCUGUGGUGCCUCCUGUCUGUUCGUCAGUGCUACGAACUUUGCCUUUCGGAAGAAGCCCAAGGAGCCCUUGGAAGCUCCGGAAGAGAUUCCACCGGUGGUGGUGGAAGUGGAGCACAUGAUUUGGUCAUUGCUCAAGGAGCCUCAGGUUUUAGCCGCCCUGGGCAUCGCGGUCGUCUUGCUCUUGUCCUGGUGCAGACAUCGCUCAGUGCAGGCCUCCAGACGUCUGAGAAGGCCCUAUCAGUUGACUGAGGAUCUGUCGUCCCUGAAGGAUGCGGACUUGGCUUCCUUGCAGAAACAGCUGGAAACGGCCAUCCUGUGGCUCCAGGAGACGGUGCUGCUGCCCAUCGACCGACGCUUGCCGGGCCGACCCUUUGAGUUUGAUUUGGCCAUCUUCCCCUGCAAGCCCACCGUCCUCAUGAUCGGCAACCAUUCCUCCGGCAAGUCGACCUUUAUCAACCGCAUGAUGGGCGUCCAAGUGCAAGAGACCGGUGUGGCUCCGACGGAUGAUGGCUUCACCAUCUUGGAAAGAAGCGAAGAGUUCGAACAGUUUGAGGACGGGCCGACCAUCACUGGCUGCGCCGAGAACAAAGCGUUUCGGGAGCUUCAGCGUUUUGGCCGCUCCUUCCUGGGGCAUUGUCGACGGAAAAAAAUGGUGCUGCCCAAGGAUGCCGAAUUGCCUUACGGCCUGCAGUUGGUGGACACGCCCGGGAUGAUCGACCUGCUUGGGGCGAUUGGAGUCACAGAACUUGCUUUGGUGUUCUAA